Pyricularia grisea is the source of this 294-nucleotide messenger RNA. RefSeq lists its product as uncharacterized. Bases 1 to 294 code for a protein of 97 amino acids. NCBI's taxonomy places the organism in Eukaryota, Fungi, Ascomycota, Sordariomycetes, Magnaporthales, Pyriculariaceae. The record is from RefSeq and is a predicted model, not a curated record. The transcript has a single exon.
AUGACAGGGGCCUGUCCGUCAGUAACCAAAGAGGACAGAAAAAAAAAAAAAAAAAAAAAAAAAAAAAAAAAACGCCCCCUUGGCCCUAAGAACAAAGUGUGGCUGGCAAACAACAUCAAUCAUGCUUUGACGUCGUUCGUCCAGAUUGGUCGCAUGGCGAACGUGUGGUCCCGCUCGAGCUGGUCCCGGAGUUCUGAAACCUGGGGACAAUCAAGUUCCCAGGGCGAUGAGAGACGGCAGACGCAUGAGCAGGCAACGUGCGCAGCGCGCGCACGCCUAUACGAGGUAUCCUAA